AUGAAAUUACCAACAUCUGGAUCACUGUAUGUAUCUAGACAUGAUUUACCAAACGUAAUCAUAGAAAACUGUAUUGUUGACUAUAGCCUCAUAUACAUCAUCAUCAUCAUCAUCAUCAUCAUCAUCAUCAUCAUCAUCAUCAUCAUCAUCAUCAUCAUCAUCAUCAUCAUCAUCAUCAUCAUCAUCAUCAUCAUCAUCAUCAUCAUCAUCAUCAUCAUCAUCAUCAUCAUCAUCAUCAUCAUCAUCAUCAUCAUCAUCAUCAUCAUCAUCAUCAUCAUCAUCAUCAUCAUCAUCAUCAUCAUCAUCAUCAUCAUCAUCAUCAUCAUCAUCAUCAUCAUCAUCAUCAUCAUCAUCAUCAUCAUCAUCAUCAUCAUCAUCAUCAUCAUCAUCAUCAUCAUCAUCAUCAUCAUCAUCAUCAUCAUCAUCAUCAUCAUCAUCAUCAUCAUCAUCAUCAUCAUCAUCAUCAUCAUCAUCAUCAUCAUCAUCAUCAUCAUCAUCAUCAUCAUCAUCAUCAUCAUCAUCAUCAUCAUCAUCAUCAUCAUCAUCAUCAUCAUCAUCAUCAUCAUCAUCAUAUCAUCAUCAUCAUCAUCAUCAUCAUCAUCAUCAUCAUCAUCAUCAUCAUCAUCAUCAUCAUCAUCAUCAUCAUCAUCAUCAUCAUCAUCAUCAUCAUCAUCAUCAUCAUCAUCAUCAUCAUCAUCAUCAUCAUCAUCAUCAUCAUCAUCAUCAUCAUCAUCAUCAUCAUCAUCAUCAUCAUCAUCAUCAUCAUCAUCAUCAUCAUCAUCAUCAUCAUCAUCAUCAUCAUCAUCAUCAUCAUCAUCAUCAUCAUCAUCAUCAUCAUCAUCAUCAUCAUCAUCAUCAUCAUCAUCAUCAUCAUCAUCAUCAUCAUCAUCAUCAUCAUCAUCAUCAUCAUCAUCAUCAUCAUCAUCAUCAUCAUCAUCAUCAUCAUCAUCAUCAUCAUCAUCAUCAUCAUCAUCAUCAUCAUCAUCAUCAUCAUCAUCAUCAUCAUCAUCAUCAUCAUCAUCAUCAUCAUCAUCAUCAUCAUCAUCAUCAUCAUCAUCAUCAUCAUCAUCAUCAUCAUCAUCAUCAUCAUCAUCAUCAUCAUCAUCAUCAUCAUCAUCAUCAUCAUCAUCAUCAUCAUCAUCAUCAUCAUCAUCAUCAUCAUCAUCAUCAUCAUCAUCAUCAUCAUCAUCAUCAUCAUCAUCAUCAUCAUCAUCAUCAUCAUCAUCAUCAUCAUCAUCAUCAUCAUCAUCAUCAUCAUCAUCAUCAUCAUCAUCAUCAUCAUCAUCAUCAUCAUCAUCAUCAUCAUCAUCAUCAUCAUCAUCAUCAUCAUCAUCAUCAUCAUCAUCAUCAUCAUCAUCAUCAUCAUCAUCAUCAUCAUCAUCAUCAUCAUCAUCAUCAUCAUCAUCAUCAUCAUCAUCAUCAUCAUCAUCAUCAUCAUCAUCAUCAUCAUCAUCAUCAUCAUCAUCAUCAUCAUCAUCAUCAUCAUCAUCAUCAUCAUCAUCAUCAUCAUCAUCAUCAUCAUCAUCAUCAUCAUCAUCAUCAUCAUCAUCAUCAUCAUCAUCAUCAUCAUCAUCAUCAUCAUCAUCAUCAUCAUCAUCAUCAUCAUCAUCAUCAUCAUCAUCAUCAUCAUCAUCAUCAUCAUCAUCAUCAUCAUCAUCAUCAUCAUCAUCAUCAUCAUCAUCAUCAUCAUCAUCAUCAUCAUCAUCAUCAUCAUCAUCAUCAUCAUCAUCAUCAUCAUCAUCAUCAUCAUCAUCAUCAUCAUCAUCAUCAUCAUCAUCAUCAUCAUCAUCAUCAUCAUCAUCAUCAUCAUCAUCAUCAUCAUCAUCAUCAUCAUCAUCAUCAUCAUCAUCAUCAUCAUCAUCAUCAUCAUCAUCAUCAUCAUCAUCAUCAUCAUCAUCAUCAUCAUCAUCAUCAUCAUCAUCAUCAUCAUCAUCAUCAUCAUCAUCAUCAUCAUCAUCAUCAUCAUCAUCAUCAUCAUCAUCAUCAUCAUCAUCAUCAUCAUCAUCAUCAUCAUCAUCAUCAUCAUCAUCAUCAUCAUCAUCAUCAUCAUCAUCAUCAUCAUCAUCAUCAUCAUCAUCAUCAUCAUCAUCAUCAUCAUCAUCAUCAUCAUCAUCAUCAUCAUCAUCAUCAUCAUCAUCAUCAUCAUCAUCAUCAUCAUCAUCAUCAUCAUCAUCAUCAUCAUCAUCAUCAUCAUCAUCAUCAUCAUCAUCAUCAUCAUCAUCAUCAUCAUCAUCAUCAUCAUCAUCAUCAUCAUCAUCAUCAUCAUCAUCAUCAUCAUCAUCAUCAUCAUCAUCAUCAUCAUCAUCAUCAUCAUCAUCAUCAUCAUCAUCAUCAUCAUCAUCAUCAUCAUCAUCAUCAUCAUCAUCAUCAUCAUCAUCAUCAUCAUCAUCAUCAUCAUCAUCAUCAUCAUCAUCAUCAUCAUCAUCAUCAUCAUCAUCAUCAUCAUCAUCAUCAUCAUCAUCAUCAUCAUCAUCAUCAUCAUCAUCAUCAUCAUCAUCAUCAUCAUCAUCAUCAUCAUCAUCAUCAUCAUCAUCAUCAUCAUCAUCAUCAUCAUCAUCAUCAUCAUCAUCAUCAUCAUCAUCAUCAUCAUCAUCAUCAUCAUCAUCAUCAUCAUCAUCAUCAUCAUCAUCAUCAUCAUCAUCAUCAUCAUCAUCAUCAUCAUCAUCAUCAUCAUCAUCAUCAUCAUCAUCAUCAUCAUCAUCAUCAUCAUCAUCAUCAUCAUCAUCAUCAUCAUCAUCAUCAUCAUCAUCAUCAUCAUCAUCAUCAUCAUCAUCAUCAUCAUCAUCAUCAUCAUCAUCAUCAUCAUCAUCAUCAUCAUCAUCAUCAUCAUCAUCAUCAUCAUCAUCAUCAUCAUCAUCAUCAUCAUCAUCAUCAUCAUCAUCAUCAUCAUCAUCAUCAUCAUCAUCAUCAUCAUCAUCAUCAUCAUCAUCAUCAUCAUCAUCAUCAUCAUCAUCAUCAUCAUCAUCAUCAUCAUCAUCAUCAUCAUCAUCAUCAUCAUCAUCAUCAUCAUCAUCAUCAUCAUCAUCAUCAUCAUCAUCAUCAUCAUCAUCAUCAUCAUCAUCAUCAUCAUCAUCAUCAUCAUCAUCAUCAUCAUCAUCAUCAUCAUCAUCAUCAUCAUCAUCAUCAUCAUCAUCAUCAUCAUCAUCAUCAUCAUCAUCAUCAUCAUCAUCAUCAUCAUCAUCAUCAUCAUCAUCAUCAUCAUCAUCAUCAUCAUCAUCAUCAUCAUCAUCAUCAUCAUCAUCAUCAUCAUCAUCAUCAUCAUCAUCAUCAUCAUCAUCAUCAUCAUCAUCAUCAUCAUCAUCAUCAUCAUCAUCAUCAUCAUCAUCAUCAUCAUCAUCAUCAUCAUCAUCAUCAUCAUCAUCAUCAUCAUCAUCAUCAUCAUCAUCAUCAUCAUCAUCAUCAUCAUCAUCAUCAUCAUCAUCAUCAUCAUCAUCAUCAUCAUCAUCAUCAUCAUCAUCAUCAUCAUCAUCAUCAUCAUCAUCAUCAUCAUCAUCAUCAUCAUCAUCAUCAUCAUCAUCAUCAUCAUCAUCAUCAUCAUCAUCAUCAUCAUCAUCAUCAUCAUCAUCAUCAUCAUCAUCAUCAUCAUCAUCAUCAUCAUCAUCAUCAUCAUCAUCAUCAUCAUCAUCAUCAUCAUCAUCAUCAUCAUCAUCAUCAUCAUCAUCAUCAUCAUCAUCAUCAUCAUCAUCAUCAUCAUCAUCAUCAUCAUCAUCAUCAUCAUCAUCAUCAUCAUCAUCAUCAUCAUCAUCAUCAUCAUCAUCAUCAUCAUCAUCAUCAUCAUCAUCAUCAUCAUCAUCAUCAUCAUCAUCAUCAUCAUCAUCAUCAUCAUCAUCAUCAUCAUCAUCAUCAUCAUCAUCAUCAUCAUCAUCAUCAUCAUCAUCAUCAUCAUCAUCAUCAUCAUCAUCAUCAUCAUCAUCAUCAUCAUCAUCAUCAUCAUCAUCAUCAUCAUCAUCAUCAUCAUCAUCAUCAUCAUCAUCAUCAUCAUCAUCAUCAUCAUCAUCAUCAUCAUCAUCAUCAUCAUCAUCAUCAUCAUCAUCAUCAUCAUCAUCAUCAUCAUCAUCAUCAUCAUCAUCAUCAUCAUCAUCAUCAUCAUCAUCAUCAUCAUCAUCAUCAUCAUCAUCAUCAUCAUCAUCAUCAUCAUCAUCAUCAUCAUCAUCAUCAUCAUCAUCAUCAUCAUCAUCAUCAUCAUCAUCAUCAUCAUCAUCAUCAUCAUCAUCAUCAUCAUCAUCAUCAUCAUCAUCAUCAUCAUCAUCAUCAUCAUCAUCAUCAUCAUCAUCAUCAUCAUCAUCAUCAUCAUCAUCAUCAUCAUCAUCAUCAUCAUCAUCAUCAUCAUCAUCAUCAUCAUCAUCAUCAUCAUCAUCAUCAUCAUCAUCAUCAUCAUCAUCAUCAUCAUCAUCAUCAUCAUCAUCAUCAUCAUCAUCAUCAUCAUCAUCAUCAUCAUCAUCAUCAUCAUCAUCAUCAUCAUCAUCAUCAUCAUCAUCAUCAUCAUCAUCAUCAUCAUCAUCAUCAUCAUCAUCAUCAUCAUCAUCAUCAUCAUCAUCAUCAUCAUCAUCAUCAUCAUCAUCAUCAUCAUCAUCAUCAUCAUCAUCAUCAUCAUCAUCAUCAUCAUCAUCAUCAUCAUCAUCAUCAUCAUCAUCAUCAUCAUCAUCAUCAUCAUCAUCAUCAUCAUCAUCAUCAUCAUCAUCAUCAUCAUCAUCAUCAUCAUCAUCAUCAUCAUCAUCAUCAUCAUCAUCAUCAUCAUCAUCAUCAUCAUCAUCAUCAUCAUCAUCAUCAUCAUCAUCAUCAUCAUCAUCAUCAUCAUCAUCAUCAUCAUCAUCAUCAUCAUCAUCAUCAUCAUCAUCAUCAUCAUCAUCAUCAUCAUCAUCAUCAUCAUCAUCAUCAUCAUCAUCAUCAUCAUCAUCAUCAUCAUCAUCAUCAUCAUCAUCAUCAUCAUCAUCAUCAUCAUCAUCAUCAUCAUCAUCAUCAUCAUCAUCAUCAUCAUCAUCAUCAUCGUCAUCUUCUUCUUCUUCUUCUCCUCUUCCGUUUUCUUAUUCUUCUUGUUCUUGUUCUUCUGCUUCUUAUAAUCCACCUUCCUCUAAACCAUCUAAUUUCAUAUCUACAUUCUGUCUAUGUUGCAUAUUCUCGCAGCUAAUCUUGCUUUGA
This is a messenger RNA of Schistosoma margrebowiei, 5139 nucleotides long. The record is from the annotation of a GenBank genome assembly. Lineage: Eukaryota; Metazoa; Platyhelminthes; Trematoda; Strigeidida; Schistosomatidae.